AGAUGUGAGGAGAGAGAAAACAUUCUGAGUGAUUGAAAAUUUCAGGCGAGAAUUUCUUUCAUGGAUUCUCAUCGCCGUCAAUGGCGGCGACUCGGUUGGAUAAAGUCGUUAAACUGCAAGUCCAGAGUCGUCGACGACGUCGUUUCAAACCACCACCACCGGUAUCGCCUGCUCCGCGCCUCCGGGAGCUGUAAAAACGGUGUCCGUUCCGUCAAAGACGUCGUCAAAUCCGCUCAAGAAAGAAGGCCAAGGAAGACGAAACCGCCGCAGCCAGAGGAUAUCGGACCCGUAACGGCCGAUUCCGGACCCGAACAGCCGAGAUCAUCGGCGAGACAUUCGCGGACCGUUUCGGAGCCCUGCUUCCCGACGCUUACCGAGCUUCCGUUAGGUCAUCCUUCGCGGAACGUGGUGGAGAUCAUCUUCCGCACGAGCUGGUCGCCGAAGGAUUUCCCCGGCCAGAUCGAGAUGAUUCUUAAGGUCCAGAAUCCGCCGCGGACGGUUGCUCGAUUCGAGGAGUACAGGGAGAUCGUGAAGAUCAGAGACAGUUGCGGCGGCGCGCGUUGCGUCGCCGACGGGAACGAGCUGAUGAGAUUCUACUGCCUGGGUCCCGCCGCCGGAGAGUGCGAAUCCGGUGGCGCGUGGAGCUUGCUGUCAGGCAAGGGGACGACGAUUUGUACGUUUUCCGGUAGCGGCGGUGCGCACGGAACCGACGGCGAGAGCGGAAGGCGAGGCAUGAUGCUCUGUCGCGUCAUAGCGGGUCGGGUCGGAAAGCAACUCGCAAUGGAUUCGGUACCGGAAGAGCGAGUCGGGUGCGACUCAGUGAGUGGAGAUAACGGCGAGUUGUUUGUGUUUGAUUCACGCGCCGUGUUACCCUGCUUUCUCAUAAUCUACAAAUUAUAAAAAAAACAAACAAAAAUACUUACCACUAUUUUUUGUACAAAAUACUUUGUCACAUUUGUAAUGCCUAGAGAUAAUUUGCAGGCAUUAACUCUACAACAUAUAGUUCCUCGAUAUUUUGUAACUAUGUUUUUGAAUUGGUAUAUACCAAUUUUUGGUUUAUUCUUUAACAAUGUAGUACUUCCUCCGUCUCGGAAUAUUUGUCCACUUUCAUUCUUACAUACCAUCCAAUGCAUUUCUUUAAUCCAUUUUAUCUUGUAAUUUGUAUAUUAAAAAAUUAUACUCCCUCCGUCCACAUUUAAAGUUCCCGUUUUGACCGGGCACGGAGUUUAAUAAAAGUUAAAAUUUACG
Cuscuta campestris is the source of this 1248-nucleotide messenger RNA. The record is from the annotation of a GenBank genome assembly. NCBI's taxonomy places the organism in Eukaryota, Viridiplantae, Streptophyta, Magnoliopsida, Solanales, Convolvulaceae.